Molecule: messenger RNA, 498 nt
Organism: Protopolystoma xenopodis
Lineage: Eukaryota; Metazoa; Platyhelminthes; Monogenea; Polystomatidea; Polystomatidae
Source: the annotation of a GenBank genome assembly
AUGCACGAUCAAGGGCUGACGUCCAAAGAUAUCCAUUUGAUUGAAUCUGUGCCGCAGGUGAGUGUCGAAGCGAUCAUCCCUCCGUUUUCCAUUCCGAAAGCUGAAGGCGCUGGAGAAGGCCCUGGCGGCUCCACAUCUGAAAGUUCGCCAAGUGAUUCUCGCCCUGGAGAGAGCAAACAGAGCAGUGAAGCAGCUCAGCGUGGCGGAGGCCUAGUUCGUCUGCCUCUCGAAGAAGAGUAUUGUUCAUUUUUCAACAAUCGUGCUCCACGGGCCCAGGAGACGUUGAGCAACUGCACUUGGUACCGUGAGCGCAGUUGUUGUCAAGAUGUAGAGUUGAAGAUAACAUUUGCCAAGAUGAAACCAUUGAAAGGGGCCUCAGAUGAAUGCGUUCGCUACCUAAACUACCUGAUGUGCUACAUCUGUGCGCCAGACCAAUACAAUUUUUACUUACAGGACAGAUUAACGGUGAGUUUGGGAAGGGUUCAUCACCACAUUUGA